This is a messenger RNA of Pygoscelis adeliae (Adelie penguin), 1110 nucleotides long. RefSeq names its product HORMA domain containing 1 (gene HORMAD1). The coding region runs from base 1 to 1110 and encodes 369 amino acids. Lineage: Eukaryota; Metazoa; Chordata; Aves; Sphenisciformes; Spheniscidae. The transcript is spliced from 13 exons. The record is from RefSeq and is a predicted model, not a curated record.
AUGGCAAUGGCUCAGAAGCAAAGAAAUUGUGUGAGUGCAGUUGUAUUUCCCAACAAAAUAUCUACUGAACAGCAGUCUCUGAUGCUAGUGAAGAGGCUCCUGGCAGUAGCAGUAUCCUGCAUUACAUAUCUGAGAGGAAUCUUUCCUGAAAGUGCCUAUGGAACAAGAUACAUGGAUGAUGUCUGUGUCAAAAUUCUGAGGGAAGACAAAAACUGUCCUGGCUCUACUCAGCUGGUGAAAUGGAUGUUAGGAUGCUAUGAUGCCUUGCAGAAGAAAUAUCUAAGAAUGAUUGUCCUAGCAGUCUAUACCCAUCCAGAAGAUCCUCAGACAAUUACAGAAUGUUACCACUUCAAAUUCAAGUACACUCACAAUGGGCCACUUCUGGAUUUCAGCAGUAAGAAUAAAAGGAAUGAUUCCACAAUCACCUGUGCAGACACCAAGAAAGCAAGUAUCCUCCUCAUUCGCAAGAUUUAUGUUCUGAUGCAAAACCUGAGUCCCUUACCAAAUGAUGUUUGCCUGACUAUGAAGCUGUUUUAUUAUGAUGAAGUUACACCAUCUGAUUACCAACCUCCUGGUUUUAAGGAGGGUGAAUGUGAGGGGAUGAUAUUUGAGGGGGAGCCUAUGUAUCUUAAUGUGGGUGAAGUGCCAACGCCUUUUCAUAUGCUGAAAGUUAAAGUUACAACUGAAAAACAACGAAUGGAAAAUGUUGAUAAAAGCAUCCUAAAGCACGGAGACACUAAUGUGCCUCUCCGGGUGCUCAGAGUGGACAGAGAUGAUCCAGAAGAAGAGAAUCAGGACAUGAAUGAAGAUCCUGUCUUGGAUAGUAAAGUGGAAGAUAGGAAUAAUGUAAAUAUUUCAGAAGCUCAAGAACCAAAUGUAACUUGUGAAGAGGAUGAAGUUACGAAGGCUGGAGGGAACCAGAAUCUGUAUGUUCCUAAUCCUCAGGUCGAUCAUUUGGCAAGUAAAACAUCUGAACUUAAUGUGUCAGAGAGCAGGACGAGAAGUGGAAAGAUAUUUCAAACCAGCACUGUUCACCACUUUGAACUCUCAUCUAGUCAAGAUGUGCUGCCAAAAAGGAGAAAGAUCAGUGAACCAAAGGAGCAGUUUUAG